Messenger RNA from Radiomyces spectabilis, 396 nucleotides. RefSeq lists its product as uncharacterized. The transcript is spliced from 2 exons. Lineage: Eukaryota; Fungi; Mucoromycota; Mucoromycetes; Mucorales; Radiomycetaceae. Bases 39 to 314 code for a protein of 91 amino acids. The record is from RefSeq and is a predicted model, not a curated record.
GGGCAUCGUCGGUGGUGACUCUCUUUUUUCAUCGGAAAAUGCUUAGGCGUCCUCCUCAGGUUCCUCUUCUUUGGAUUACUUCCCGUGGUAUUGUCUUCGAUAUUUCUUCCCGACCAUUUUACUUUGUAGUUUGUAGUAUAUACUUUGUAUUUUAUUCGAUAGACCUUCUUGCAGUCUUUUUCCUCCUUUUUUUUUCCCACAGGGAUUUUAGGGGUUUUUUACAGACGCACCUAUUGUUUUGCUUUCUUUUUUAUAUUUGUAUCGUUUUUUUUUCUUUCAGUCGGGAAGCUCCGGAUAUCUGUUGGCUCACGUAACAAAGAUCUAUCAUAACCUUGGGCGGGACGGGACUGAGGGGGUCAAUAAGUGCUGCUGCACUUUGGAAAUCAUGACUGUACG